CUGUUGGCGCGUACAGUAAUGUGUCAUAGUGAUAUUUUGAUGUAAGCGGGUUUUCAAAUAAUAAACUACGUGUAAACAUUGUAUGGCUUCGUUUCCGUUUAUCAACUUAUUACAAUUUUAAUACAUAAUUGUUCUUGGAUAUAAACUAUCAAUAUCGAGCAAUUUAGCUUCGAUUAGAAAAAAUGUACGGCUUCGUAAAUUACGCCCUUGAACUUUUGGUGACUGAUUCCUUUGGUAAGGAGACAUGGGAGACGAUCAAGAAAAAAGCCGAUGUAUCGAUGGAGGGAAGUUUCCUGGUGAGACAAAUAUAUGAAGAUGAAAUAACUUAUAAUCUGAUCACAGCUGCUGUUGAAGUUCUACAAAUACCAGCCGAUUCCAUUUUGGAGUUAUUUGGAAAGACAUUCUUUGAGUUUUGCCAAGACUCUGGAUAUGACAAGAUUUUGCAAGUACUCGGUGCUACACCACGUGAUUUUUUGCAAAAUUUGGAUGGUCUACACGACCACCUGGGUACACUGUACCCGGGAAUGAGAUCACCAUCAUUCAGGUGCACUGAAAGACCGGAAGAUGGCGCCUUGGUUCUUCAUUACUAUUCUGACAGACCGGGAUUGGAGCACAUCGUCAUUGGGAUUGUAAAGACAGUGGCCAGCAAACUUCAUAAUACCGAAGUGAAAGUGGAGCUGCUGAAGUCGAAGGAGGAAUGCGAUCACGUCCAGUUCCUCAUCACGGAGACAUCGACGUCUGGUCGCGUGUGUGCACCGGAGAUCGCCGAGAUUGAAACGUUGUCUUUAGAGCCUAAAGUGAGUCCAGCUACGUUCUGCCGUGUAUUUCCCUUCCACCUGAUGUUCGACCGAGAAUUAAACAUCGUGCAAGCGGGCCGCACCGUCUCCCGUCUGCUGCCAAGAGUCACCAGACCUGGAUGCAAGAUCACCGAUGUUUUAGAUACGAUUCGUCCUCACCUUGAGAUGACAUUCGCAAACGUCUUAUCCCAUAUCAACACUGUAUACGUACUGAAAACCAAGUCAGAGGAGAUGAUUGUCACUGAUCCGACCCAUGAUGAAAUUGCACCGCUUAGACUGAAGGGUCAAAUGCUGUACAUUCCUGAAACAGAUGUAGUGGUGUUCCAGUGUUACCCCAGUGUUACAAAUCUCGAUGACCUCACACGUCGAGGUCUUUGCAUCUCCGACAUUCCUCUACACGAUGCGACCCGUGACCUGGUCCUCAUGUCUGAACAGUUUGAAGCCGACUACAAACUUACUCAGAACUUGGAAGUGCUAACUGAUAAACUACAGCAGACAUUCCGUGAACUUGAUUCGGAGAAGAAGAAAACUGACCGACUUCUCUAUUCGGUGCUCCCGAUCAGCGUGGCAUCCGAGCUCCGUCACCGCCGACCUGUUCAGGCACGUCGGUAUGACCCUGUCACCUUGCUUUUCAGCGGGAUCGUGGGCUUUGCCAACUACUGCGCCAACAACACCGACCAUAAGGGUGCCAUGAAGAUUGUGAGGAUGCUCAACGAUCUUUACACGGCGUUUGACGUCCUCACAGAUCCGAAAAGAAGCCCAGAUGUUUACAAGGUGGAAACAGUCGGCGACAAGUACAUGGCAGUGUCGGGACUUCCUGAGUACAAAGUAGCCCACGCCAAACACAUUUCGCUACUGGCUCUCGACAUGAUGGAUUUAGCGAAAACUGUCACAGUUGAUGGGGAGCCUGUUGGAAUCACUAUCGGCAUCCACUCCGGAGAAGUGGUGACUGGGGUCAUUGGUCACCGUAUGCCGCGAUACUGUCUGUUUGGGAAUACAGUGAAUUUGACCAGCCGAUGUGAGACUACUGGCGUGCCGGGCACUAUCAACGUGAGCGAAGAUACUUACAGUUACCUGAUGCGCGAAGACAACCACGAUGAUCAAUUCGAGCUGACGUACCGCGGGCACGUAUCUAUGAAGGGUAAAGCUGAACCCAUGCAAACUUGGUUCCUCACCAGGAAGAUGACCUAAGCACCUAGAAGGUCGAGGAAUUCUCUAAUCAAUUCAUCUGUACACGUUAUAAUAGCAUUAGAACUCUUAAUUAUUUAAGAAAACUUUAUCUAAAGUCGAAGUUAGACUAAGCAAACAAAGCAUAGCUUUUCUGUUACUCCUUAUCUGCUGUUUUGCACGUUUAUACUAAUCAAGAAUAUUAGCAUUUUAAUGUCGCAUUUUCAACAUUAAAUCCACUGUCGCGGCUUCAGCGACACGGUUGUUUUACUGACCCAGAGCCCUUAACAAUUAGAUAAGCGAAACCGUCUGUGUUUAUCUUAUAGUGUUUAUAAUAUGUUUAUAAUGUUUACAUUAUAAUAAGUUAUUGAUAAGUUAAUGAGUUAUUGGUAUCCUCUAUGAGUUUUUUUUUUUUAUGGGUGAAAAUGGUUUGGUAACUCCGCCUGCGUUAACGGGAUACGCUGGCGGAGCACUAGUAAAGGGUGAUAGAUGAGAAUGAAAACAGGCCAGUUAGCCCAUCUUGAUGAAUUCAUCAGGAAUUAACUAUUAUAGUUUCCAGUGAGAAUCCGAUUGCUAGCAAUGUAUACUAGCAAUGGGAUUCUCAGUCUCCAUUACUAACAAUCCCUUUCCCCCCUAUCCUCUAUGAGUUAUUAGGCUGGAGUGGAAAGGAUAAGUUUACGAUGGUUCAUAAAACAGUAAUUUUUCAAUGCUAUAAAAUUAAAGUAUUAGGUUAAGAGAUAUAUUUAAAAAAAAUUGCACUUUGAAAUCGAUUCUAUUGCUUUACCUGUUCGUAACAAAUUUACAUUUAAGUAUAUCUGUAUACCUAUUUCGUAUUGAUGAUUCCAAAAAGAACUUUAUUACAUUAACACUUAAUCUUAGAUUAUAUAGAUAGUGUAUACUUAACAUUGCUUAAAAAGAAACCCAACCUUUUCAUACAAUUUUGCGUGAUAAAUAGUUAUUAGUGAUUCCUUUAUAACUUCUACAUUUAUUUUGUCUUAUAAUUUCUGCAUCUUUUUAAUGCGUAAACAUUCAUUUUAUUUAAUAAAUAUAAAUAAUACAAGUCAAGAUACAUUUUAUGUGUAGGAAUAUAGAACACUGAUAAAAAACAAAUCAGCUAAUUUGACAAUUAGCGAACAAAAAAUUUACCCGUUUUUAAGGCUCGAUACUCUUUUUUUU
Molecule: messenger RNA, 3140 nt
Organism: Galleria mellonella (greater wax moth)
Lineage: Eukaryota; Metazoa; Arthropoda; Insecta; Lepidoptera; Pyralidae
Gene: Gycbeta100B
Product: guanylate cyclase soluble subunit beta-1
Exons: 15
Coding region: 183-1988 (601 amino acids)
Biological process (GO): cGMP biosynthetic process; response to oxygen levels
Cellular component (GO): guanylate cyclase complex, soluble
Molecular function (GO): heme binding; guanylate cyclase activity
Source: RefSeq, a predicted model, not a curated record